Eucalyptus grandis is the source of this 2550-nucleotide messenger RNA. RefSeq names its product pentatricopeptide repeat-containing protein At2g45350, chloroplastic. NCBI's taxonomy places the organism in Eukaryota, Viridiplantae, Streptophyta, Magnoliopsida, Myrtales, Myrtaceae. Bases 393 to 2297 code for a protein of 634 amino acids. The transcript has a single exon. Gene Ontology annotation, biological process: RNA modification. Gene Ontology annotation, molecular function: protein binding; RNA binding. The record is from RefSeq and is a predicted model, not a curated record.
CUUAAAAUGUAGGAUUUUGUCCGAAUAAAAUGCAAGAAGUGAAAAAUCCAUUUAAACGGACGUUGGUGUUAUGUUAUUAGGCCGCGAGCAUGCUACCAUUAGAGAAAAAAGACAUUUUACUUGAACAACUCAAUGCGUUUGGCAUAGUGUUGUUAUUCAUACGAUCAAGAUUGAAAAUUCAAAACCGGUCAAGAAAUUCCAAAUCCAUCUUUAAAGUUUUGGUGCACGGAUUUUGGAUUUUUUUUGGUAGAACUAUCGCGAGCCAGGUUUUUUUUUUUUUUUUUUAUCUGAUUCAGAGAAAGCGUCCUUGCGACCGAACUCCUGGAUAACAGGAGCUUCAACGUAAGAACAGAGAGUGUCAGAGAAGCUUCGGGCGCAGCUAGCAAACCGCAAUGUUCCUGGUCUCGAACCCGAGCCAGCCAUGGAACUCGAUCCAGCCCACGCUCGCUCACGUCCGGAGCUGCAAGACCCCCCGCGACGUGAGCCAAAUCCACGCGAGGAUGAUCACGACCGGCCUCAUCCGCAACGCUUCUCUCACCUCCAAGCUCAUCCUCGCGCUCUGCUCUUCCCCGGACCCGCCGGUGGCCGAGUUCGCCCGCCGCGUCUUCUUCGCCCACCGCGCCUUCUCGGGCCGCGGGGGCGGGCCCGGGGAAGACCCUUUUCUCUGGAACGCGGUCCUCAAGUCCUACUCCCAUGGAGCUGAGCCCGAGGGAGCGUUGCCCGUGUUCCGUUUGAUGGCCGAGAGCGGGGUUUCGGGGGACAGGUUCUCGUUCUCUCUGGUCUUGAAAGCGUGCUCGCGGUUGGGUUCGUUGAAGGAAGGGCUGCAGGUUCAUGGGUUGUUGAGGAAACUGGAAAUGGCGUCGGAUUUGUACUUGCAGAAUUGUUUGAUGGGGUGGUACUUGCGGUGUGGAUGCCUUGACGAUGCACGCCAGGUGUUUGAUAGAAUGGCCGCUCGGGAUUCCGUCUCUUACAAUUGCAUGAUAGAUGGUUAUGUUAAGUGUGGGAUGAUUGAAUCAGCACGUGCAUUGUUCGACUCGAUGCCAGUCCAGGAGAAGAAUCUGAUUUCUUGGAACUCCAUGCUGAGCGGGUAUUCGCAAUUAGAAGAUGGACUUAUCCCUGCUCAGAAGCUUUUCGAGGAAAUGCCUGAGAGGGACUUGAUUUCGUGGAACACUAUGAUUCAUGCACAUGUCCGGUGUGGGAAGAUGGGAGAUGCUCAUGAACUGUUUAAUGCGAUGCCUGAAAAGGAUGUGGUCACUUGGGCUAAUAUGAUAGAUGGCUAUGCCAAGAUAGGAUGUGUGGAUAUUGCAAGAGAUUUCUUUUCUGAAAUACCUGAGAGAGAUGUUGUAGCUUGCAAUGCAAUGAUGGCUGGAUAUGUUCAAAAUGGUCUCCAUGCAGGAGCUUUGAAGAUCUUCUAUUCUAUGAAGAAUGAGAGGAAUUUGUCGCCUGAUGUCACUACUUUAUUGAUUGUACUUUCUGCUAUUGCUCAAUUAGGACAGCUUAAUGAAGGAAUUGCAGUGCAUCGCUACAUAAAAGAUAUCGGCUUCUCGUUAGGUGGAAAACUUGGUGUUGCUCUAAUAGAUAUGUACUCAAAAUGUGGCUCCAUUCAGAAUGCCAAGUCAGUAUUUAAUGUAUUGCCUAAAAAAGAUGUGGAUCACUGGAAUGCAAUUAUAGGUGGUUUGGCUAUUCAUGGUCUAGGAGAAUGUGCUUUUGAUAUGUUGAUGGAGAUGGAAAGACUCUCCAUGAAACCAGAUGAUAUCACGUUCAUUGGAGUGUUGCACGCGUGUGGCCAUUCUGGCUUGGUGAAGGAAGGUCUCAUUUGUUUUGAAAUUAUGAGAAGAGUUUACAAGAUAAAUCCAAGAAUUCAACACUAUGGUUGCAUGGUUGACAUCCUCUGUCGGGCAGGUUAUUUAAAUGAGGCAAAGAAAUUCAUUGAAGAAAUGCCUAUUGAGCCAAAUGACAUUAUUCAGAGGACCAUGAUUAGUGCUUGUAAGAUUCAAGAGAACUACAAAAUUGGGCUGCCAGUUGCUAAUUCUCUAUUGAGGCAGGCUUCAUGCAAUUCAACUUCUUAUAUUCUUCUCUCUCACAUGUAUGCGGGUCUUGGUCUGUGGAAGCAGGCUAGAAGUGUUAGAGAAGUAAUGAAAGAGAGGAGAAUUCCAAAACUUCCAGGAUGCAGUUGGAUUGAACUCAACGGAAUCGUUCAUGAGUUUUCUGUGGAUGAUAGGUCCCAUUCGCAAGUUGCAGAGAUUUAUUCAAUGUUGGGCAGUCCAUUGAUUUCCAAUUCAGAAGUAACUUGCUAGGAAUUAGUUGUUGAGUCAGAAUUCAAUGAAGAAUUCUUUCUUCUACCUGAGAAAAUAAGGGAUCAAUUCAUCUUCCCAAUUUGGGGGAAAAGGCAAAGCUCCCCAGUUUGCGACAGGCCCUCUGUAUCCUUGUUUUUGGGAAGCCUCUUUAUGUCAAUUGUACAUACGGGUUAUUAACUUAACUCUAGCUAUGUAAAGCACACUGUAAUUAGCAUCUCUUUUGAAUCUAAAUAGUGCACAAUUUGCUCGUGUA